Spirometra erinaceieuropaei is the source of this 600-nucleotide messenger RNA. NCBI's taxonomy places the organism in Eukaryota, Metazoa, Platyhelminthes, Cestoda, Diphyllobothriidea, Diphyllobothriidae. The record is from the annotation of a GenBank genome assembly.
AUGGAAGUGGUGGUGCAGGAUAUGUGGCGUCAAGGUGAAGUCCCGCAAGAUUUCAAGGACGCAACUAUCGUGCACCUAUACAAGCGAAAAGGGAAUCGCCAAGUCUGCGACAACCACCGCGGCAUCUCCCUACUGAACAUCGCCGGGAAGAUCUUCGAUCGCAUCCUGCUCAACCGCCUCAAUAACCAUCUGGAACAAGGCCUUCUGCCGGAAAGCCAAUGCGGCUUCCGUCGUCAUCGUGGGACAACGGAUAUGAUCUUCGCCGCCCGCCAACUUCAGGAGAAGUGCCAGGAGAUGCGGACCCACCUGUACUCUACCUUCGUGGACCUGACGAAAGCCUUCGACACGGUGAAUAGUGAAGGAUUGUGGAAGAUCAUGAAGAAAUUCGGCUGUCCGGAACGAUUCACUCAGAUGGUGCGUCAGCUGCACGACGGUAUGAUGGCGCGAGUCACGGACAACGGAGCUGUCUCAGAGGCAUUCGAAGUGACCACCGGAGUGAAGCAGGGCUGUGUGCUGGCGCCUACCCUCUUCAGUCUUAUGUUCUCUGCCAUGCUGAUGGACGCCUACCGCGACGAACGCCCCGGAAUCCGCAUCGCCUAA